Molecule: messenger RNA, 1428 nt
Organism: Ostreococcus lucimarinus CCE9901
Lineage: Eukaryota; Viridiplantae; Chlorophyta; Mamiellophyceae; Mamiellales; Bathycoccaceae
Exons: 1
Coding region: 13-1398 (461 amino acids)
Biological process (GO): sterol biosynthetic process
Cellular component (GO): endoplasmic reticulum membrane
Molecular function (GO): oxidoreductase activity, acting on the CH-CH group of donors, NAD or NADP as acceptor
Source: RefSeq, a predicted model, not a curated record
CGAACGCGCGCGAUGCCCGCGUCCGCGCGUCGCGCGCCCUCGACGCGCGCGCGCGGGUCGUCGCGCGGCGUCGCCGAACGCGCGACGACGACGCGCGCCGCGUCAUCCGAAAAGGCUCGCGCGCGCGACGCGCCGACGACGACGCACUACGAGUUCGGCGGACCGAUCGGCGCGCUCGCGAUCACGGUCGCGCUGCCGCUGGUGUGCUACUUUCUCGCGUACGCGUGCAACGAGGAUGGGUGCGCGGAGGUUUCGAAGCUCGCGCGAGGCGGCGCGUUCCCGGGGUUCCCGAAGCACAUGCCGCUGUGGAGCGUCGACGGCGCCGUCGCCGCGUACGGAUGGAUGGCGUUCACGGUCGUCGCGCACGCGGUGAUUCCGGGGCAGAAGAAACAGGGCGUCGCGUUGCCGGACGGAACGCGGCUGACGUACAAGCUCAACGGGUUUCGCGUCUUGGCGGCCACCGCGGUCGCGGGCGCGAUCGGUACCAAGGCGGGUUGGUUCGAUUUGGCGUCCGUGCACGAUAACUUUUUGUCGAUGCUCACGGCCAUGGUGGUGUUGGCGUACGCGCUGUCGGCGUAUUUGUACGCGAGCUCGUUUGCGAAAGGGAAGACGCUCGCGAAGGGCGGAAACAGCGGCAACGCGGCGUACGACUUUUUCAUAGGGCGUGAGCUGAAUCCGAGGAUCUUGAACGGAGCGUUUGACUUGAAGGUUUUCUGUGAACUCACGCCCGGUUUGAUCGGAUGGUUGCUGUUGGAUUUAGGUUUCGCCGCGAAGCAGUACGCGCGCGUCGGCGCCGUCUCCGCGCCGAUGAUUAUGGUGUGCGUGUUUCAAGGGGCGUACGUCAUCGACGCGCUGUGGAACGAACCGGCAAUCUUGACCACGAUGGACAUCACCACCGACGGGUUCGGUUUCAUGCUCGCUUUUGGAGAUUUGGUGUGGGUGCCAUUCACGUACUCGUUGCAGUGCCGGUACAUUCUCGAACACGCCGUCGAGCUCUCCAACGCUCACCUCGUCGCCAUCUUUGCCGUGCAGUGCGUCGGCUACUGGGUGUUUCGCGGCGCGAAUUCUCAAAAGAACCUGUUUCGGACCAACCCCAACGACCCUAGAGUGAAGCAUCUGAAGACGUUGCAAACCAAGCGAGGCACGAAGCUCAUCGUCAGCGGUUGGUGGGGCGUCUGCCGCCACGUCAAUUACCUCGGCGAUUGGAUUAUGGCGUGGGCGUGGUGCUUACCGUGUGGUUUCUCUCACCUCGUCCCUUACUUUUACGUCAUAUACUUUGGCAUUCUAUUGGUACAUAGAGACGGUCGCGAUGGCGAAGCGUGCGAGGAAAAAUACGGAGACGACUGGAAAAAGUACUGCGCCAUCGUCAAGUAUCGUCUGAUCCCUUACAUUUAUUAACUCGUCCUCCACCGUCACGUAGUCAAUCUU